Messenger RNA from Symbiodinium sp. CCMP2592, 378 nucleotides. The record is from the annotation of a GenBank genome assembly. Lineage: Eukaryota; Dinophyceae; Suessiales; Symbiodiniaceae.
AUGAAACCGAGAACGCUGCACCACGCCCCCGAAGCCCCGAUUAAGUUUCAUGUUGUCGAGGACAUCACCCUGACAACGUGGAACGGAACCAUUUUCGGACCUAUUGACACAGCCUUUGACAACCGCAUCUACUCCCUACAAAUUGUUUGUGGACAGAACUAUCCAGAUGUCCUGCCAGAAGUACGCUUUACCGCGGGCAUCAACAUGAAUUGCGUCGAAUCGGACGGGACCGUCAAGCCCACUUGGGGCGUCUUAGGCAGUUGGAAAAGAGAGUAUACCAUCGAGACCGUCCUGGACGCACUCCGCCGGGAGAUGUGCAGCCCUGCAAACCGCCAUUUGACCCAGCCGGAUACGGCGCCUCCCGCACCAAACAGCUGA